Colletotrichum phormii is the source of this 1449-nucleotide messenger RNA. RefSeq lists its product as uncharacterized. The record is from RefSeq and is a predicted model, not a curated record. NCBI's taxonomy places the organism in Eukaryota, Fungi, Ascomycota, Sordariomycetes, Glomerellales, Glomerellaceae. The transcript has 8 exons. Bases 1 to 1449 code for a protein of 482 amino acids.
AUGGAGCAAAGUCUCCAGAGAAUCGACUACCGCCUGCUUCAAGGCUGCUGCCUCGAAGCUGAGCGCGCCGACAUUAUAUCGGUGAGCCUGGAAGGGCUCCGCAUGGCUCUACCCGAGGCAUAUGGGGGCACCAUUACUAGUCUCGUUGAAGAGAUACGGAGAUCUGGAAGGAAGUUGAGAGACUUGGCGGAUCGAUCGCAGAUGCAUUUCACCAGGGUGCCAAUUUUGCUCAACUACCUCGACGUUGUUCUUCCAUGUUAUCACAGGACACUCCGCGACAUCAACAAAUUUUACGAAGAUCGGACCGUGAGCAAGGACAUGCGAUGGCGAAAGAUGUAUCACAAAAUGACGCAGGAGGCCAGUGGCCUGCCAUUGCCUCAGCGGUUCAUGCUCUACAACUCCUUUUUAGAGUCCCUACGACACCUUCUCAUGAGGUCGACACUCUUCGACCUGAACGGCCUAGAGACGCUUCGGACUAGAAUAAUCAAGUUGAGAGAAGCAAGAGGACUCCCUUCGCCAACAACCCAAAUCAGACCUGUCCUUCGACCAGAGACUAUGCUCAGACCAAUGGUCCAAGAUCCGACAUUGCACUGGGCAGAGCAGAUUUUCUCGCUUCCGCUCACCUCCCGAACGGCUUUGAAGCACGUCAGGCCAUCGAUAGCUUACGGUCCUUCCCAAACGUGGGGACAAUUAAACAUUCCCAAACAGGUCAAGAUGCUGUUCAGAAGACCAUUUGACGAAGAUCGCCUUGCGUUGAUGGCCUACCUAAAUUAUGUCAACCAGACUCCCUACUUCCUUCUUAGGACAUAUCACCAAGGGGGCCAGUGGUUCUCGCUACUUGGUACCCACGAACUCUACAUAAGGCGCGAAGGCAGCGCCUUGCUACUGGACCGAUACAGUGCCUCCCUAAUGGGCCCGAAGUUGUGGGCGUCUCUCUACUUCAAGACCUGGGAGGAGUUGGUCUUAUUCCAUUGCACAUUCGUCUCUCUCAAGGGUCGGAAUAUCUUGACACGCCAAAUGGACCCAAGGGAGUUCAAACUAUUGGGAGAAGAACGGUCGUUCCAAGCGCAAAUACACGACGAUGGCUUCAAGCAUUCGCUCAUGGUCUACCGCGACAUUGCCACCGGAGGCGUUCGUCUCCAAGCUUCAGUGUGGGAUGGUGAACUCAAGCAUUGUCCAGUCUGGACCGCCUUUGUCACCCACCAAUCCGCCUCUCCGACCUGGCUCGUACGCAAAUCAGACCACCGCGUCUGGCUCAAAGACGUCCAGCUUUACGUCUUUUGCGAGGUGUAUCACCAGCAGCAUCAGAGAAAAGGCAAGGCCGGCGCUUUUGAGAUUGACUUUUUCUCCGAGAUGGGCGCGUCGCGGUUCAUUGAAGAAUUACAGCCGCGGCCAGACCCCUCCGAGGCAUCUACUGACAGCAUGGACGCCAUUGAGGACUCCAAAUAA